This is a messenger RNA of Metarhizium brunneum ARSEF 3297, 1185 nucleotides long. RefSeq lists its product as uncharacterized. The record is from RefSeq and is a predicted model, not a curated record. Lineage: Eukaryota; Fungi; Ascomycota; Sordariomycetes; Hypocreales; Clavicipitaceae. Gene Ontology annotation, molecular function: thioredoxin-disulfide reductase (NADPH) activity. Gene Ontology annotation, biological process: cell redox homeostasis.
AUGCCGCCUGGUGCAGAGCGAGGGAUGGAUGCAUCGGCAAUUGAUUUUGAUGCCCUGAUUGUGGGUGGUGGACCAGCUGGACUGGCCGCACUGAGCGCUCUCGGCCGCGUACGACGAACAGCUUUGUUGAUAGACUCGGGCGAGUAUCGCAACAGCCCUACACGGCGGAUACACGAUGUCGCCGGGUUUGAUGGUGUUACUGCGGCAUAUUUCCGAUGGUCGGCUCGCCAGCAGAUUCUUCAUUACAAAACAGUUGACGCGGUGAACGGGACGGUAACGAGUAUCCGACCCAAGGCGAACAACACCUACUUUAUCGCCACCGUAGAGACUGCCGAGGGCUCAGCAUCGACUUACACAGCUCGGAAGAUUAUCAUUGCCACUGGAGUGCGCGAUCUUCUCCCACCUACCCCGGGACUACGAGAGAAUUUCGGCAAAGGGAUCUACUGGUGUCCGUGGUGUGACGGCCAUGAACACGCGGACCAGCCAAUGGGAAUUUUGGGCCCUUUUGACAAGACGGUAGAGGCCGUGGCCGAGGCAUCCAAUCUGAAUAGCGACAUCAUCAUCUUCGCAAAUGGCACCGAUACAUAUGAAAAUCGGGUCCGCGCUGACGCAGCGUUUGCGGAAAACUCGUCUGCGUACCUCGAUAGGCGGCAUGUCAAAGUGGACAAUAGGACGGUGACGCGGAUCACCAGAUUGCGAGAUGGCGAAGACCUAAAUAGGGACCCGUCCUUGCCAACUUCGCCCGAGUACGACCUGUUCAACAUCGAAUUUGACACUGGCUCUCCAGUCGAACGCGGCGUUUUGCUUACCGCAUUUACAUACGAACAGCGAUCGAGUAUAGGAGCAAAGCUAGGCUUGAAUACCAAGGAUGACAAACUGGUAGUUGAUGAAGAUAUGCGCACCAGUGUACCAGGCGUGUACGCUGUAGGUGACGCAAAUUCUGAUAUACGUACGAACAUUUUGCACGCGCUGCAUUCUGGGAAGUCGGCGGCUGUGCAUCUUCACACUGAAAUUGAGAGAGAGUUAAGUAGAAGUUUAACAAGCGCGUCUGGGUUCCGCCAUGGUAUUUCAAGGCCAAGCGAAGAGAGGAGAAAUCACGGCGAUGGCUUCUCUUCAAAACUGAAUGAUGUUGAACUUCCUGACUCUGGUACUCAAGUGGCUUUGAGUCGACUGAAAAUCGAUUAG